AUGUCGAAAACAUUUUUCUCCCAAUUAUUUAAAUCAAAUUCAUCAACAUUCCAUGCUGCUAUAUUGGCUGAUAAUACCAAUAAAAUUUGUCGAAUUUUGGAUGUAAAACGUGAUUUUCUUCAUAAACCAUUAGAUAAUAAAGGAAAUACAGCACUUUUAUUAGCAAUCAAACAUGCAUCACCAUUAACUGUUCGUUUAUUACUUGAAGAAGGAGCUUCUCCUGAUCAACCAAAUUUUAUUGGUGGUCAAACACCACUUGGUUUUCUAGCUACAACAAUCUAUGAAGAUGAUAAAUCACCUGAAGCAAAAAUGGCUGUUGAAAUGGCUACCAUUUUAUUAAAUAAUAAAGCUGAUAUAGAUAAAACAUCACCAUAUACUUGUUUUGAUGAAAGUCGCAAAGAGUAUGUCAUUAUGGAAACACCAUUAAUGACAGCUGCAAGAACAAAAAAUCUAGCAAUGGCAAAAUUAUUGGUUGAAAGAAAAGCUAACGUAAAUUAUGUAGAAAAACUAUUUCAAAAUCGACCGAUUCAUUUUUCAAUAACAAAUGGUGAUUUAGUAAUGUUUAGUCUACUAGAAAGUGCGGGUGCAUCAUGUCGUUCUGUCGUGGCUACUGGACAAAAUACUUUAUUACAUUGCUUUUGUCAACAUAAAGCUAAUGAUCAACAAAUGCAUUUAUUAGAAAAAUUAAUUAAUAGAGGCUGUGAUGUUAAUGCAGAAAAUAAUAAUCGACGUACACCAUUAAUGUUCGCUGCGAGAUUAGAGAUGAUUAAUACAUGUUGUGUACUUAUAAAUGCUUAUGCUGAUAUAAAUAAAACUGAUUAUAAAGGUAAUCGAGCAAUUGAUUAUACGAAACAAGAUAGUGAAUGUUUUAAAUUAUUACAACGAGUUAUAUAUAUUCAACAAGCGAAAUCUCAAUCACAUCAAAACAAAGAUCGAACGCAUUCGAAAAAAUAUCAUCAAUCUACGUCUUCAGUUCCUGUAGAAAAAAGUGUAUCAACAAAACAUUUAAAAGGUGAUAAAAAAACCAGUGAACAUCGCAGUAAUUUAUUACGUAGUAGAUCUGAUCAAGUACAUAACGCUGAAGAAAUAAAUAAAAAACAUAAAAGUAUGUGGGACAAAUUAUUGGAAGCAAAACCAAUGAGAAGUAAAUCAAGAGAGGUAUUACCAGAAAAAUCCACGGAUUCUUUUGGCAAAAAGAAAAGAGAUUUAUCUGAAAACAGAAUAACGGAUUUCAAUCAAAAAAAAAAUCCAACAGUUAUCAAAUUCUAA
Molecule: messenger RNA, 1269 nt
Organism: Rotaria sordida
Lineage: Eukaryota; Metazoa; Rotifera; Eurotatoria; Philodinida; Philodinidae
Source: the annotation of a GenBank genome assembly